Messenger RNA from Miscanthus lutarioriparius, 873 nucleotides. The record is from the annotation of a GenBank genome assembly. NCBI's taxonomy places the organism in Eukaryota, Viridiplantae, Streptophyta, Magnoliopsida, Poales, Poaceae.
AUGGGCACGCCGGAGUUCCCCGACCUGGGGAAGCACUGCAGCGUCGGCGACUGCAACCAGAUCGACUUCCUCCCCUUCACUUGCGACCGCUGCGACCAUGUAUUUUGCCUUCAUCACCGAAGUUAUACAUCACACCAAUGCCCAAAUGCAAAUAUGAAAGAUGUCACUGUCCUCAUCUGCCCACUCUGUGCUAAAGGUGUUCGCCUCAAUCCAAGUGAAGACCCAAAUAUCACCUGGGAUACUCAUGUUAACACUGAUUGUGAUCCAUCAAAUUACCAAAAAGUGACGAAGAAAAAGAAAUGCCCUGUUCCUGGGUGCAGAGAGACACUGACAUUUUCCAACACCAUCAGAUGCAAAGAUUGCACCAAAGAACACUGCCUAAAGCAUAGAUUUGGGCCUGAUCAUAAGUGCCCAGGACCAAGAAAAGUGGAUUCUGGCUUUCCCUUUGUAAGCAUGCUAAGGAGAAGUCAGAAAGCAGAGACACGCUCAAAUAGCAGUAACAACAAUGGCUCUUCAUGGUGGAGCUCCAGUCUUGUGAAUGCAGCAACGAAUUUCAAAUCGUCAGCCGAAGCUGGAAUGCAGAAGCUGAGCACUGUGACUAGCCAAGCCUUCCAGAAGGCAAAGGAUGGGAUGUCCCCAAAUAGCAGCAGCAGCAGUGGUGACCUUGUGGAGCAAUGUGUUCACUGCCCAGCAAGAUUUUCCACCGUGGGGGCCUUAAUUGAACAUGUUGAGAAAUCCCACCAGAUGAACUCACAACCAAGUCAUGGCCGGGUGACGAUUGAUGUUUGCCCAAAAUGCAGCAAGGGGUUCCGAGAUCCUGUGUUGCUUGUGGAGCAUGUCGAGAGGGAACAUGGAGGAACGUCAAGAGUGUAA